Molecule: messenger RNA, 8605 nt
Organism: Nerophis ophidion (straightnose pipefish)
Lineage: Eukaryota; Metazoa; Chordata; Actinopteri; Syngnathiformes; Syngnathidae
Product: piezo-type mechanosensitive ion channel component 2
Exons: 55
Coding region: 85-7935 (2616 amino acids)
Source: RefSeq, a predicted model, not a curated record
UCGUUUCGCUACAACGGACUAUCAGUGGUCUACUUCCUGUUUCUGCUGGCUGUGCCGCUGCUGCCCAACCCCAGUCUGCUCACCAUGAAAGGUAGAACAGGUCAGUUCCUGCGCUGGAUCUGCUACACCUGUGUCACCUUCCUCGCCCUGCAGUGCUUCAUGCAGAUCCCCUUCGCCUACAUCAGUCCUCUGGUCAGUGGCCACUGGGAGGACUUCCUCUACCAUGUGGGCAUCAUCAGACUGAGCUCCGUAGACCCAGGGAAUAUUGUGCGCCUCCUUGCCCCGGAUGUUGGCCUGCUCACGUCCACCAUCUUCAUGGUGAGAGUGAGUAAGAAGCUGCUACGUGCCGCGCCUCAAGUUAACCUCCACGAGAAUGGGAUCCCACCGUCUGACCCCGAGGAGCCGGACACAUCCGACACCGAGUCCGAGGCGGACAGCGAGAGUUCCGGCAGCUCGGACCUGAGCACGGUGCCGCUGACGAGCAGUCCGCCUCAGUUUGUUGAGAAGCUGCUGAUGUUUGCAGUGGGACUCAGGCUGCUGUUGUCCACCAUCAUGAACACGGCCGGGAAGGUGGUGGUCACCUUGCUGCUGGGCCUGGCAGGUAUAAUCCUUCCGUCCCUGACCUCCAGCGUGUACUUUGCCACCUUCCUGGGACUGGUGUGGUGGUGGAUCUUGGGCCGCCCCAUCAGUCUGCUCCUCUUCAGCUCCCUGUGUGUGAUGAUGGCCAUCUUCAGCGCCGGCCACCUUCUGGCCAUUUACGUCUACCAGCUGCCGCUGUCCCAGCAGGUGGUGCCGCCUGACGACAUCUAUGCCAGGUUGUUUGGGAUGACGGGAGUGAUCCGGACCGACAGUUCUGAGCCGUACGUGCUGCACAUGCAGCCCCGUGUCAGCUGGCCUGACUUGGUCAACCCUCUGGUCCUGCUGCUGCUCUACUACACGCUGCUGGCGCUCAUACGCAAGUGGGCGCUGAUCACACAGCAGGACAAUGCUGAUAAGAGUCUUCUUGACACUCAGGUUGAUCCUCCAAGCUUCUCCAGAGUGGUUUACAUCUCAGGAGACCAGCAGGAGCUUUUGAACAACACAGAGGAGGAUAUGUAUCUCCCUAAUGAGCCAAUGAUUUCACUGAGGGCACCAUCUUGGCAAGACAUGUGUGGACACCACCAAGGCAGCCUGCUAGGGGGCGCUGGCUACACCAACUGUUACCCUCUCUCACAAUAUGACUCUCCUGAAAGCCCCGCUGACCUGGACCUGGCUGACCUGGACCCGGCUGACCUGGACAGGACUGACCAAGGCUUGGAGAGUCUGACGUUGAGUUCUAGUCCUCAAUCAGGACCCAGUGGUCUGGUGCUGAUUGGACGAUUGGUGCAGAAACACAGCUAUGUCAGUGCUCUCAUCAUCAUGAUGGUGUGGAGUAUCACCUACAACAGUUGGCUGACCUUUGCCCUGCUAGUGUGGUCCUGCAUCAUCUGGAUGAUGCGUGACCGUCGCCGCUACGCCAUGAUGUCCGCCCCCUUCCUGGCCGUGUACGGCACCGUCUUGGUGGUGCUGGCCUUCCUCAGCAGUCUGCGUCUCAGCCGGGCCGAGUUGUACCCGGGACUGCCCUCUGCCGUGGUGGAGGACUUUGACCUCAACAGCUACCACCCGGCGCCCUGCAUCCACCUGGGAGCCAAGGUUUUCUACUCCUUCAGUUUCUGGCUGAUGUUUGGUCAGCAGCUGAAGGAGCGCCAGGAGGAGCAGAGUCUGAAGACCACAUCUGUCCAACCAGAAGAAAGCCAGCCCUCAGCGAUGGUGGCCAUGCUGAUCUCAGGAGUGAAAGGAGUCCUGGUCAAGUACUGGAUCCUCUUCUGUUGCUCCAUGUUCUUUGUGGUCAGCUUCUCAGGAAAGGUGGUGGUCUACAAGAUUCUCUACAUCGUCCUCUUCCUCUUCUUGGUGGUGCUCUACCAGGUGCGUUUUGACCUGUGGCGUCGCUACCUGAAGAACUUCUGGGCGGUGGUGGUGGGCUACUCCAUGCUGGUGCUGAUCACCAUCUACAUGUACCAGUUCAGGAGCGUGUCGGCGCUCUUCAGGCAAAUCAUGGGCAUGUCGGAGGAAGGCCUGCGGGAUCUGGGUCUGGAACGCUACGACACGGUGGAACUGUUCGCACGCAUCCUACUUCCUGCUGCCUUCCUGCUGGCCUGCAUCCUGCAGCUGCACUACUUCAACUUGGACUUCCUGAUCCUCUGCAACCUGGAUAUGGUUCCUGUCAGGGCCGCCAGCAGAGAAGAGGAGCUGAGAAGUUGUGUCCAGCUGAUAUCUGACAUCAUCAAAGAAAACAUUGACAAGUUCCAAAAAAGACUGGUGAAGGAGAGCAUGAGCGGUGCAAGAAGUCAGGAGACUCUGGACAUGGUGGACCUGCAGACCACCUCAGAGAGAGGAGAUGAGGAGAAGGAAGAAGCUUUGAGCAGCGGAGGUGAGGACAAGUGGCUCCUGAUUGUGGACCGGGCUGGAGUCUUGCUCAUCCAGGCUGUGCUGGGCCUCCAGAGGCUCCAGGAGCUCAGCUGGAGAGUAAUGGAGCUCCACGGCUUCAAGAUGGUGUCCUCCGGCAUCAUCUGGGUGUCGCUGAGUGAGGUUUCUCUCAUGAACUCGCUCUUCCUGGUUCUGUGGGUGUUUGCCAUCCCGUUCCCACGGUUACGACCCACGGCAUCCAGCGUGUCGGCCGUCUGGGCCUGCGUCAUGGUGGUGUGCAAGAUGUUCUACCAGCUGAAGCUCAUCAAGCCUGAGGAGUACUCCUCCAACUGCACCUCCAGUGUGCUGGCCUCCAACUCCUCCAGCGUGGAGGUGGAGGUGAGGAAGAAGACGGUGGAGCUCCUGAAGAGGUCCAUCCUCUACAUGGAUCCUGUGGAUCCUGUCUUGUGGUGUGGAGCUCUGGUCAAGUGUGAGGGGAGGAUCCUUCCCUGCCUGAGGAACCAUCUGCUGGUGCUGGCUCUGCUGGUGUUUGAGGCCACCGUCCAUCGCCACCAGAUCUACUUCCGUCUCCAUAACAACCUGAAGGCCCCGCCCUUCAGCAUCAUCUUCCAGGGCGUGGGCAGGCAGCACAUGGAUCUCGGCGUGCGGCCCUGCAUCAAGUACUUCAUCAACUUCUUCUUCUACAAGUUUGGACUGGAGGUCAGCUUGAUCGUGGCGGUCAACGUGAUCGGCCAGAGGAUGGACUUCUACGCCUUGCUGCACUCCUGCGCUCUGAUGGCAGUGGUGUCACGGCGCCGCAGGAAGGCCAUCGGGGAGGUGUGGCCUAAGUACUGCUGCUUCACGGCGGGCCUGAUGGUGCUGCAGUACCUGCUGUGCAUCGGCAUCCCUCCUGCCCUCUGCGUUGAUUACCCAUGGAGGACUUCACUCCAUCCUCUCACCUCCAACGUCAUCAAGUGGUUUUAUCUGCCAGACUUUGCCAUGCGUCCUAAUCCUUUAUUCAUAUUCUACGACCACCUGCUGCUGCUGUGCUCGUCCUUACAGUGGCAGGUGUUUGAGGAGGAGAACCGGGCGGUGGUGCGACUGCUGGCAGGAGAGAAUGUGGAGAUCAGUCGCAGUUUGGACCCCAGCAGCUGCAAGCAGUUCAUACCUGUGGGCAACUUCCUGCACUGCAGGUCCUACCUGGACAUGGUGAAGGUGUUUGUGUUCAGCUACUUCUUCUGGCUGGUGCUGUGCCUGAUCUUCAUCACGGGCACCACGCGCAUCAACAUCUUCUGCCUGGGCUACCUGGUGGCCUGCUUCUACUUCAUGCUCUUCGGCAGCAGCGUGCUCAUGCAGCCCGUCAAGUACAUCCUGCGCCUGUGGGACUGGCUCAUCGCCUACACCUGCUUCGUCAUCGCCAUGAAGAACGUGGUGUCGCUGGGUUCCUGCGCUCUCCUGGACACUUUGUUGAAGAACGGCUGCUGGUUGAUUCAGGCUUUCAGCAUGUUCUGCACCAUUAAAGGCUACGACCUCCCCGAGCCGGAUGAGGAGUGCGAGCUGCCAGAGGGCGAGGCUGGCAUCGUGUGGGACGCCAUCUGUUUCACCGUACUUUUAGCCCAGAGGAGAGUCUUCCUCAGCUACUACUUCCUGUACGUGGUGGCCGACCUCAAGUCGUCAAAGAUACUCGCCUCCAGGGGUGCCGAGCUGUUCGAGGCCAAGGUGAAGAAGCAGGUGGCGGCCCGGCUGGAACUGGAGAAGAAGUCUGUGGAGACGCUGAAGAAACAGAUGGAGAAGAUCAAAUCCAAACAGAGAGGUCGGCCGACAGCGACGGACAAUGAAGGACUUCCUGUCGAUCAGAAGACACUUGAUGCAGAAGACAAGGCUAAGAGAGAUGCAGGGAAAUGGUGGAAGCCUUGGGUCUCCAAGCCUGGAGUGGAGAACAACUGUGGCUACCACCUGUUUGAGAGCGACAGCGAGGAAGAGGAGGACCAAGACGCUCCAGAGAAAAAAGACCAAGAAGUGCCUCUGAAGAAGAAAUCUGCGUUCCAGCUGGCCUACGAGGCCUGGAUCACCAGCUCCAAGGCGGCCUUGAAGAACCUGAGCAGGGAGAAGAGGAGGAUGAAGAAGGAGGAGAAGAAAAGAGCCAAGAGAGAACUUCAAGCACAGCAGAGUGUGGACAGAGUGGACUCGAGUGAAGAUGAACUGGAGGAGAGCACCACCAGGGACAAGGUGGAGGAAGAGAAAGAAAACAUCUUGCAGCGGCUGGUCAGCACUCUGAGGUUCCUGCUGGUGUUCCUGCAGUCUCUGGUGGACGACCUGACUCAGAGCCUGAACUCCCUCUGCAAAGAGAACUUGGACAUCUCCAAAGUGUUGCUCCUGGAGCGAGCUCUGCUCAGCCAGCAGCAGAAGAAGGGCAAAGAGGUGAGCCAGGAGAGCGUCAAGCACUUCUACGACAGCUGGCUGUCACGUCAGAACACCUUGUCGUCGCCAGCAGACGUAGAAGAUCCGCCCGCGCCUGCGCUGACCUCCUCACGCCGCGCCUACGCCCGGCUGAGGAAGCAGGCCUCCAAGACGUCCUGGGCCAGCAGUGUGUCCAGCUGUGGGACGGAAGAGACCAUGCUGGGAUCCAGGCAGCCCACCCAGGAGGAGCUGGAAGAACCUGCUGCUGACCGUCUCAGGAGGACUCUCUUCAGGUCUGCUCAUGUGGACUGGACCUCCUACGAAGACCAUGGACUCUCUCCAAGCGUGUGUGAAGGAACCUUUCACCAAUAUGAAGACAGGAAGUUGGAUGGAGAGGAAGGUCAGGGAGUUGAUGAUGAUGAUGUUGAUGUUGAUGAAGAGCUGUAUCAUCUUGAAGAAGACUACCCAGAAUGCACCUGUGUGGAGGAGGCAACUUUCAAACCUUUAAGUCAGGAAACCAGGAACCUGACUGCUAGUGAACUGCUGCUCAACAAAAUGUUUGAGAACGAGGAGAUCUCCGAGUCGGACAAGUUCUUCCUGAGGCUGCCCAGGCCUCUGAAGCUGACCUUUGCCCUCUACAACACCAUGGUGUCCAAGUCUGAGAUGUUGUGCUACUUUGUCAUCAUCCUCAACCACAUGGUGUCUGCCUCCUUCCUCUCCUUCGUGCUGCCCAUCCUCAUCUUCCUCUGGGCCAUGCUGUCUGUGCCCAGACCCACCAAGCGCUUCUGGAUGACUGCCAUCAUCUACACCGAGCUCAACGUGGUGGUCAAGUACUUCUUCCAGUUCGGAUUCUUCCCCUGGACCACCUCCGCCUACCGAGGCAUCAACGCCGAGCGCCCCUUCGCCCUGCCCAACAUCCUGGGCGUGGAGAAGAAGGACGGCUACGUGCUCUUCGAUCUCAUUCAGCUGCUCGCGCUCUUCUUCCACCGCUCCAUCCUCAAGUGCCACGGGCUGUGGGACAACAAGGAAGUGGAGAUGCCAGACUUCUUCAAGAAGCUGAAGAAGAAGGCGGACAGGAAGAAGGCGACGGGAGGAGAGAAGAAGGAGAAGGCAGGCCGAGGUCUGAGGUUCCUCCCUCUGCAGUCCUCCACCACCUCCAUCCUCAGGAGGCUGAAGAAAGCCGACUCGGCACAAUCUGACGGUAAGCCCAAGGCGCAGAAGAAGAAGAAGAAGAGACAGAACAAGCCUCCUCUGACCAGGAAGCAGAGGAUCAGGCAGCAGAUCAAGGAGAAGAUGUUGCGAGCUAAAACCACCGUCAUAGAAGUCGCCCUGCACAUCUACUUACCCAUAAGGCAGUUCUUCUAUGACAUCAUCCACCCAGACUACAGCCCCGUGUGUGACGUCUACGCCCUCAUGUUCCUCAUCGACGUGCUCAACUUCAUCGUCACCAUCUACGGGUACUGGGCUUUCGGGAAAUACUCUGCAGCGGCCGACAUCACCGAGUCCCUGUCCGAGGACCAGGUCCCUGAGGCCUUCCUGGUCAUGUUGCUGAUCCAGUUUGGGACCAUGAUUGUGGACCGAGCUCUAUACCUGAAGAAGUCCCUGCUGGGCAAGUGUGUCUUCCAGGUGGUGCUGGUCUUUGGGAUUCACUUCUGGAUGUUCUUCAUCCUACCUGGAGUCACUGAAAGGAGGUUCAACCGCAACCCGGUGGCCCAGCUCUGGUACUUUGUCAAGUGUAUCUACUUUGGCCUGUCUGCGUACCAGAUCAAGUGUGGCUACCCCAACCGCAUCCUGGGGAACUUCCUCACCAAGAACUACAACUACCUCAACCUCUUCCUCUUCCAAGGCUUCCGCUUGGUCCCCUUCCUGACCGAGUUGCGGGCCGUGAUGGACUGGGUGUGGACCGACACCACGCUGUCCUUGUCCAGCUGGAUCUGUGUGGAGGACAUCUACGCCAACAUCUUCAUCCUCAAGUGCUGGAGGGAGUCUGACAAAAAGUUCCCGCACCCUGCAGGUCAGAAGAAGAACAAGGUGGUGAAGUACGGCAUGGGAGGUUUCCUCAUCUUCGCCCUCAUCUCCAUCAUCUGGUUCCCCCUCCUCUUCAUGUCUCUCGUCCAAUCAGCAGCCGGCGUCACCAACCAGCCUCUGGACCUUUCCAUCCAGCUCAGCAUCGCAGGGUACCAGCCCUUAUUCACCAUGAGUGCACAAGAGCAGAACUUGGUUGCCUACUCAGACGCUGGAUUCAACCGACUCACCAAAAUCUACGCUACCUACCCGGGUGCCAUGCAGUUCCUGAUGAACUACCAGGCUGAGGACUUGGUAGUUGCCAAGAUCAAGAGUGAUGCUAGUCUGUUGUGGACCGUCAGUCCUGCUAGUCGCCAGGACAUGAUCCAGGAACUAAGUACUUCUCCUCACGUCUACAUCACGCUACGAUGGACCCUCUACAGGAACGCCUCCAUCUGCAUGCAUGCCAAGAGUGCAGGGGAGCACACUGUCAAGUAUGAUGACCACACCUUCAAGGAAGGAAUCCUGCGCUUGCUCAAGGGCGACAACAGCCAGCACCUGGUCAUCAACUCUCUGCUGCCAAAGUUCCUGAGGGGACCCAAAGGGGCGGAGUCUAAGAUGGCCACCAGGAUGGACGUGGGGUCGACGGACUCCUUGUCCUUCUUCAGACCUUUGACCUUGUCACUGCAGAAGGUCAACAGCUCCUCCCAGCAGGAAGCUGACCAAUGGUGGCUUCUGCAGGAGUGCCCGCCCCCUCCCCUCUUGUCCAAUCACAAGUGUCGCAGCAUCCAGAUCACAGUCUUCAACGACAAGGUCAGCCCCGCCUCUCUGGGCUUCCUGGCUGGACACGGCAUCGUGGGUCUCUACAUGUCGGUGGUCUUGGUCAUCGGUAAAUUUGUGCGAGAGUUCUUCAACGGCAUCUCCCGCUCCAUCAUGUUUGAGGAGCUGCCGUGUGUGGACCGCGUCCUCAAGCUGUGCACGGACAUCUUUGUGGUGCGCGAGACGGGCGAGAUGGAGCUGGAACACACGCUCUUUGAGAAGCUCAUCUUCCUCUACCGCUCGCCAGAGACUAUGAUCAAGAUGACCAGAGAAAAGAAGGACAGCUAGCGAGCUAGUUAGCUACGCCACACCAACCUCCAACUCUUUGUCUUACCUGUAAUUUAUUUGUGUUACCCUCUUCUUAGUUUCAUGUACCCUGUUAACUUUGUUUGUUACUAGCAGGUAACGCGUUACCAUUUUCUUGGUGUCAUAUUGCUAACCUAAUAAUGAUCUGGUACUAACAUGUUACAACCCUUGUAGUUACAUGUUACUAACCUGAUACUGUGUUACUAAAAUUAACUUGGUACUAAUGUGCUACUAUCAUGUUAGUUUCAUAUUACUAAUAUGUUACUUUAAUGUUAUUAACCUGUAAAAGUGUUACUAAUGUUACUUACCUGUCACUUCUGUUAACCUGUGACAUGUUACUAACCUGUUACCAGCAUAGUUUUAUGUUUGUAACCAUGACUAACUUUUUAUUAACCCGUAACAACGUAGUUAGUUUCAUGUUUACAACCAUGACAAACAUGUUAUCAACCUGUAACUUGUGUUAGUUUCAUGUUACUAAGCUUUUACUUUCAAGUAACUAACCUGUUGGUUGUAUUGGCCUGUUAGUUGUCUGUUAAUAACUUGUAACUUCAGUGUUACUAAGAUGACUAAGUGAUUGCAUGUGUGUGUAAUACUGGACUGCUGUCUGAAGGAGUCCACCUUGGUCACUCUGUUCUUAAUAAAAGUUAAGGAU